AUGACUUGGCAAGAGUACUACCAACACCAACCUGAACAAUACUAUGAGCAUGAUGAUCAUCUACUUUCAAUGUUGGCACCGCCUGCUCUUUGGCACUACACCAAUCUCUCUAAUGACAACAAGUUAGACCCAAUUAGUCACUCAUUGAACCCAAUGCUUCCACAGCAUGUCGAUGUCCAAUGCAACCUUCCCUUUACAACGACAUCAACAGCAACAACAAUCUCAACAACAACAUCGACAUCAUCCCAUCAUCCAAUCAAUCUCGACAGCGACGAGGAUGAUACCCCACACGUGGUCACACAUGGACACAAGUAUAACGUUGGUGAUUGUAUAGAGGCCAAGUACAUCGGAGAUAUUAAUCGUUAUAUCCAUUCAUUUUGGCCUGCCACCAUCACUGAACUCAUUGUGGAUGCCAAUGGUAACCUACUCUACAAUGUCCAAUUCAAUAACAAAGAUGAAUCGAAUGAUGGUACCAAGGUCAGGAGUUCAAUCCUCUGCGCAGAGCAAGAUAUCAUUCACCGGGAUGAUUACAGUAAAGAUUGUCUAUACUUGGAUAAAGACAACUUGCCAGGGCUCGAUCAACUACUCUUUGUCAUGCUCCACACCAAGACGAUUGCAUUUCAUAAGGAAUCCAAGAAGAAGGCACCCCAUGGACUCUUUUGGUACAGGGCUCGUCGACUUAACCCGUCCAACAUGGACAAUCCCAAUGUGAACAAACAUCUUGGUUUGCAUCUCGAGCUUGUGGACUUCGAUCCACCAACUCACGCUCUUCUCGCGUUCAAGAACAUUGAAGUAGGAAGGUUGUACACCUUCAACCAACCUGUCGACUUAACCAAAUCAGUGAUCACUAACAAGAAGCAACUCCUCGAUAGGUUCAAAGCGACUGGUGGCCUAAACACUGUCUUGCUCACUUACCUAGUUGAGUCGACAAUCAAAGUCAUGGAUUUGCAACAUUUGGUACAAACUCGAGAUGUUAGAGCAGAAGGACACUACAAUCAGCGUAGUUCACGUAGGACAGUCAACAAGUUGAUCAAUUCAAAGUUUGGAAUCAUCACCGUAUCAAUCAAUCACCAUCACUCUGUGUUGUUCACAAUCAUUGCCAACAAACAUGCCUAUCUUCUGCAUCUGGAUUCUCUCAACUUCAUAUCGCACUUGGACUACGCACACAGACUCUAUGCUGAUUUCAAGGUUGCUGUCAACGAGAUGUAUCCAGACUGUGUGCUCGUUCCCAUCAAGACCCUUCAGAAGAAGGUGCAGAGAUGUAAUUGGCGAUGUGGACUCUAUGUGUACAAGUUCGUAAGGUCCUUCCUGUACCUGAUCACCACCACAGACAACAUUGGUGAGGAUCAGUUGAGCCAAUACCUCCAAUCGAUGACAUGUCUGAAGUGCAGUGAUCUUGAAGACUUUGACAAUGUUGAACAAACUAUUCAAAUGUACAUAAGCAGCUUGCGAUCAACCUUGUAG
This is a messenger RNA of Acytostelium subglobosum LB1, 1464 nucleotides long. RefSeq lists its product as hypothetical. NCBI's taxonomy places the organism in Eukaryota, Evosea, Eumycetozoa, Acytosteliales, Acytosteliaceae. The coding region runs from base 1 to 1464 and encodes 487 amino acids. The record is from RefSeq and is a predicted model, not a curated record. The transcript is spliced from 5 exons.